GUUCAACAAAAAGAUUCAUUCAAAAAGAGCCGCUCGUUCGUGAACGACCCAUCACUAUCCUCUACAUUCACUUAAACAAAGUGGACUGAAUUCGGACUAAAAGAACUGUUACUUAUAUCACUGAUAGCGGGUGAACUCAAGCCUCUCUUCAAUGAAUUACCUUUAAUCAGGGAUGGACUGCAUUUAAUCCGAUUGCGUAUUAGGUUACGGGAACGUUCCAGACACAAGAGGACAUCUCAUCCUCAUCCCAGACUGGAAACACCAAGGAUACACAGAGGAAGCUUUGAAGAGGGAGCUCUCAAUGAAGGAGACUUUUCAAAGUGCCUUAAAUCCUAAUCUGGAUUACCUCUUGUCUUUGUGCUGUCCUCAUAAAGAAACCAUCAGAGCCAGUCAGAAUGAUGAUGCAAGAUCUACAACUUCCUUCUCACACCCACAGAGGAUUAUCUAUUACAUUUAAUUAAACCACAACACAAAGGGCCAUAACCACCAUUUUACAGCGUAGAGCUACAACAAUCUAGAACACAGGUAGAACAAAGAAUUGUUCUAAUCUAUUCUCACAAGAUCUACAACCACCCUCUCACAAACACAAGUCAGAGCGACGGAGGCCCCCGGUGAAGAGUACAUCAUACUGCGACCAACUUCUCUUGACUGCUACCACUAGUUUGAUUCUGGUGGCCACGUGUGGUUCUUAUUCCUGGGUUGUCAUGGAAGCAGGCUCCACCCCCAGGAUCAAGGUGUAUAGUGCCUGGGACCAGGUGGAAGAGACAGACCAGGUGGAAGAGACAGACCAGGUGGAGGAGGAGGAGAAGGUGGGUUCGGCUUCAGAAGACCAUCUGAUGACCCUCAAAGCCCUGGCGCAGAAGCUGAGGCUGGAAACACGGAGGCUGUCCUACCUCGAGUGGAAGACCCUUUUAGAGGCCCGUAGCACCAAAGCCCUGAUCAUACCACAGCAGAGCACCAGGGACUUAGUGGGGCCAGAAGAGCAACGGCUAGUGUCCCAGAGUGAGGGCAGGUCAGACAGUCAGAGCACCAAAUGUCUGGCUGAACCACAGAUACAACAGGAGUUCCAUGCAGAGCGACAAGAGGAGCAGGAGAAGCCCAGACGACAGCCGGGGGAGACCAGAGAGAGCUUCCUGACCUCGGGUUUGAUCUGGAAGCACAGCCUGCCCUCUGGACUGCUGAGGAGAUUUAAGAACAUCGAUGAGGCUGUGGGGUGGCUCAGGAAAGAACUGAAGGAAAUGCCUCUCCAGGACCAGCAGUUGGCCCAUCAGCUGAUGCGUCUCCAUAGCGACAUCAACAAACUGAAGAUCGAGCAGACGUGUCACCAGCACCGCCGCAUGCUCAACGAUGCCACCUACGGGCUGGAGGAGAGAGAUGAGUUGAGUGACCUGCUCUUUGACUCCCCCGUCACCCCCGGGUUCGGACUCUCAACCCCGCUGAGACUCAUAGGGGUCACCAAGAUGAACAUCAACUCUCGCCGCUUUUCCCUCUGCUAGCAGUAGAGAGAGAGAGAGCUCUGUUAGCAGUAGAGAGAGAGAGCUCUGUUAGCAGGAGAGAGAGAGAGCUCUG
Salmo salar (Atlantic salmon) is the source of this 1569-nucleotide messenger RNA. RefSeq names its product family with sequence similarity 167 member Ab (gene fam167ab). Lineage: Eukaryota; Metazoa; Chordata; Actinopteri; Salmoniformes; Salmonidae. The record is from RefSeq and is a predicted model, not a curated record.